CACUCUCAGCCUGGAAAGAGAGAUAAGGAAAUCUGGAUUUUCAAAGUCCCCUCGAAGGCUUUGAAGACAUUGAUUAUUAUUCAUAAUGAAAACGAAGAUAAUUAUAUAUAUAUGCAUUUGGGCAACUGCCUGGGCCAUUCCGGUUCCUCAGUUAGUACCAUUGGAAAGAGACAUUGUUGAACAAUCUGUGGAUGUGCCUCUUCUAACACAUCCAGGAACCGCAGCACAGAAUGAGUUACCUAUCAACGACACCACUAUUAACAGCAACGACUCCCCUGAUGGCAGUGAGAUAGGAGAGCAGGUACUUAAGGAGGAUGGUUACAAAAGAGAUGGGAAUGGUUCCCAGUCGACACCUGUUGGAGGGAAGGAUUUUCCUACUCAGCCCAUUUUAGCAAAUGAACAGGGGAACACUGCCGAAGAACACAAGGACAUAGAAACAUACGGUCAUGAUGGGGUACAUGCGAGAGGAGAGAACAGCAUAGCAAAUGGCAUCAGGGGCCAAGUAGGCAUCGCUGAAAAUGCAGAGGAAGCAGAGAGCAGUGUCCACGGACAGGCUGGUCAGGAUACAAAACCCGAGGGUGUUAGUGAUGUGAGCCAGAAUGGAGAUGCUACCCUUGUUCAAGAAAAUGAGCCUCCAGAAGCUGGCAGCAAGAAUAGCACCAACCAUGAGGCUGGGAUACACGGGAGCGGGGUUGCUACACAUGAAACAACGCCUCAGAGAGAAGGGCAGGGGAGUGAGAACCAGGGGGCUGAGGGGACGCCAAGCAUCGGGGAAGAUGCAGGUUUGGAUGAUGCUGAUGGGAGUCCUAGUGGGAAUGGGGUAGAGGAGGAUGAAGACACAGGCUCUGGUGAUGACGAGGGUGCAGAAGCAGGAGAUGGAAGGGAGAGCCAUGAUGGCACUCAGGGUCAGGAGGGUCAGUCUCCUGGGGGAAACACUGACCACAGAGGUCAGAGUUCAGUUAGCACUGAAGAUGAUGACUCUAAAGAACAAGAAGGCUCCCCAAAUGGACUCGAUGGAGACAACAGCAGUGAGGAAAACGGUGUUGAAGAAGGCGACAGUACCCAGGCAACGCAGGACAACCAGAAGCUCAGCCACAAAGACAACCAAGAUGCAGAGGGUGGGAUCAUCAGCCAGGCAGAAGCAUGUCCUUCUGGGAAGAGUCAAGAUCAGGGAAUAGAAACUGAAGGUUCCAACAAAGGCAACAAAAGUAUUAUUACCAAAGAAUCUGGGAAACUCAGUGGAAGUAAAGACAGCGAUGGACACCAAGGAGUGGAGCUGGACAAAAGGAAUAGCCCAAAGCCAGGAGAGUCUGACAAGCCUCAAGGCACUCCUGAGAAAUCAGACGCCCACAGUAACCUGGGACACAGACGGAUAGGUAGCAGCAGCAAUAGUGACGGGCAUGACAGUUACGAUUUCGAUGAUGAGUCCAUGCAAGGAGAUGAUCCCAACAGCAGUGACGAAUCUAACGGAAGUGACGGAAGUGACGCUAACUCUGAAAGUGCCAAGGAGAGUGGCAGCCGCGGAGACACUUCUUACACAUCUGAUGAAUCAAGUGAUGAUGACAAUGACAGUGACUCACAUGCGGGAGAAGAUGAUAGUGAUGACUCAUCUGAUACAGAUGACAGUGACAGUAAUGGUGAUGAUGACAGCGAGAGUGAGGACAAGGACGAAUCUGACAGCAGUGACCAUGACAAUAGCAGUGACAGUGAGAGCAAAUCAGACAGCAGUGACAGUAGUGCCAGCAGUGACAGCAGCAGCAGUAGUGACAGCGGUGACAGCAGCGACAGCAGCAAUAGUAGUGACAGCAGUGACAGUAGUGACAGCAGUGACAGCAGUGAUAGCAGUGAUAGCAGUGACAGCAGUGAUAGCAGCAACAGCAGUGAUAGCAGCGAUAGCAGUGACAGCAGUGACAGCAGUGAUAGCAGCGAUAGCAGUGACAGCAGUGACAGCAGCGACAGCAGUGACAGCAGUGACAGCAGUGAUAGCAGUGACAGCAGUGACAGCAGUGAUAGCAGUGACAGCAGUGACAGCAGUGACAGCAGUGACAGCAGUGACAGUAGUGACAGUAGUGACAGCAGUGACAGCAGCAACAGCAGUGACAGUAGUGAGAGUAGUGACAGCAGUGAUAGCAGUGACAGCAGUGACAGCAGCAACAGCAGUGACAGCAAUGACAGCAGCAGCAGCAGUGACAGCAGUGACAGCAGCGACAGUAGCGACAGCAGCGACAGUAGUGACAGCAGUGACAGCAGUAGUAGCAGUGACAGCAGUGACAGCAGUGACAGUAGUGACAGCAGUGACAGCAGUAGUAGCAGUGACAGCAGUGACAGCAGUGACAGUAGUGACAGCAGUGACAGCAGCAGCAGUGACAGUAGUGACAGCAGUAGUAGCAGUGAUAGCAGUGACAGUAGUGACAGCAGUGACAGCAGUAGUAGCAGUGACAGCAGCAACAGCAGUGACAGCAGUGACAGCAGUGACAGCAGUGACAGCAGCGAUAGCAGUGAUAGCAGUGACAGCAGUGACAGCAGUGACAGCAGUGACAGCAGUGACAGCAGUGACAGCAGUGAUAGCAGUGAUAGCAGCGACAGCAGUGACAGCAGUGACAGCAGUGAUAGUGACAGCAGUGACAGCAGUGACAGCAGUGAUAGCAGUGAUAGCAGUGACAGUAGUGACAGCAGCGACAGUGACAGCAGCGACAGUGACAGCAGUGACAGUGACAGCAAGGAUAGCACUUCUGACAGCAGUGAUAGUGACAGCAAAUCCGGUAAUGGCAACAGUGACAGCGACAGUGACAGUGACAGUGACAGUGAAGGCAGUGACAGUAACCACUCAACCAGUGAUGAUUAGAGCAGAGAGAACCCAUGAGAUCCUCUGUGUGACCUCUGGCGAGUGAUGGGAAGGCAGUGAAGGUUCCUAACCCAAUGGCGACAGGAGAGACAUGCAGAUUGUGUGGAACACACAGAGCUCACAGGGAGUGGGAGCCGAGCUCCAGCUCUCUCAGAGAGAAUUUGGGUGCACCACCUUUGGUACAUGUGUGUUAAUAUAUAUUCAUGUUCAGAAAAUAUUUUUUAAAAGGAUAAAUCUAAACAUAAUACUUAAACAGGAACUGAAGAAAUCACUUACUAAGACACAUAGCUUCAAUUUGAAUGGCGGGUGCUUUAAAGAAUAAAGCUAGCAACAUCACAGCCUGCCACAGCCUCCUCCCUCAGUGCUCCCGGCACCAGAGAGCUAGUCUUCAUGUUGUGUAGUGAGUGAUGCUGUUCUGUGACAUUCAACUCAACUACUCUGUCAUUUACUUAUUCCAGGGAAAAUUACAUUUAGGGCAUGAUCAAAACACUGCAGCAACUACUGGCCCUAUCCAAGGUGCUGAGAUAAUCUUUGUGAUGAGAAAAUAGCUAUACAUUAUGAAAAUUCCGAAGAAUGAAUGAGAAAAGAGCCCUGAGGAUGGCUCGGACAGGAUCUGACACAUGCGGUUAAAUUUCUGCAUAGGAUGGAAAUGUACUAAGUCCACAACCCCUGAACUUUGACCAGUGUCUCCCUUCCAGCAGUGGCUCUCAAAUCUUAAAUAAACGAGCAACACGGAUGGAUGAUUUCGGGAGGUGGGAUCAUAUUCUAAGCUUCCAUGUACCACUGUGUUAUUAGUUUUCUUCAAAUCACAGGUCAAACAGUUUAAUCAAGAGUUGUAAGACUGUGUGUGAGAAGAGCGGGACUCAUUUUGGACUCUAGGGCUCCUCUGAAAGCAAGAGAGGUGGUGAGAAUAAACCACAGCAAGACAGGAGGUGUGAACUGGGAAAACCUUAACCCUCAAGACUUAAGGAUAUUUUUGAAGAUUUCUGGUUGUCCUUUGUCAUUUCCCUAUUUCCCCACAUAGGCAGUUGUGCCAGAUUUGGGUUAAAUAGAAACUAUUAACUACGUUAUAUAGUCGACUCUAUUCUCACUUUAGGCUUAUUUUACCCAGAGUUUAAGAAGAGCUUCUUUCCCGGGUGCUCACCUCCUUUUGUGAGAGUUUCUGAGUUAAGGAAUAUUGCUGAGGCUUUCACAGGCUGCUAUCUGUAAACACAUUUGUAACCCCCACGCCGUAAAGCUCCAGGCUUCCAAGCUGUCACAGCUGUGACGUGACUCCAGACCCCUUACCAGAAAGUAACGGUUCAGGCUUUGCUUUCUAUUAGAACACAAACUCUUCUUCGUUUGCUGUAAGUUGUGAAGCAUCUGACUCUAGUAAUCUGCCACACCCACUCAUCAAAGUUGUGAUCACUAAAACCAUGGGUAGAAAACUCAUGUUAAACUGUGUAAGAAAUGUAAAGGAAGAGAUAAUGAACUUCAGUAUUAUAAUAAACAUCUAUUUAUACAAUUGC
Mus pahari (shrew mouse) is the source of this 4353-nucleotide messenger RNA. RefSeq names its product dentin sialophosphoprotein (gene Dspp). Gene Ontology annotation, cellular component: nucleus; cytoplasm. The transcript is spliced from 5 exons. The record is from RefSeq and is a predicted model, not a curated record. Gene Ontology annotation, biological process: dentinogenesis; odontoblast differentiation. Gene Ontology annotation, molecular function: collagen binding. Lineage: Eukaryota; Metazoa; Chordata; Mammalia; Rodentia; Muridae. Bases 86 to 2845 code for a protein of 919 amino acids.